Molecule: messenger RNA, 1641 nt
Organism: Galendromus occidentalis (western predatory mite)
Lineage: Eukaryota; Metazoa; Arthropoda; Arachnida; Mesostigmata; Phytoseiidae
Gene: Alas
Product: 5-aminolevulinate synthase
Exons: 2
Coding region: 106-1641 (511 amino acids)
Biological process (GO): hemoglobin biosynthetic process; erythrocyte development; heme biosynthetic process
Cellular component (GO): mitochondrion
Molecular function (GO): 5-aminolevulinate synthase activity; pyridoxal phosphate binding
Source: RefSeq, a predicted model, not a curated record
CCUCAAAUUAUCGAGAGAAAGUUAUGGGACAUUCUAGUGCUUCUUUUCCUUCCUUUCACUCCGCCGAAUAAAUCUUCAAAGACGGAGCUGCAGACGAAAACAAUCAUGUCGUGUCCCUUCGUGAGUCGCCUCUCGUCCGCAUUCGUUAGAAACUAUGCAACGAAUCUGGUGAAUAUGUAUCAACGACAAUGUCCUUUCUUGGCCCGGAACAUGGCAAGUGUCACCCCGAUUUCAUGCAGCCAACAAGUCAACUUGGAAUCGCCGUCAUCUUGUCCCGUUGACGUGGACAGUCGCUGCAGCCGUUGCCCGUUUCUGGCCGAGAACAGAUCCGCAAUCAAGUCCCUCUCGGCCGAAAGCAUCGAGUUCGCGGAGCCUCCGUCGAAAUGUAGAAAGCCGGAUUUCGGCUAUGAAACCCACUUCAAAUCGAUGAUCGCAAGGAAGAAGAUGGAUCACUCGUACCGAGUGUUCAAGAGAGUCAAUCGACUCGCCGCUGCUUUCCCUACGGCGACGGAACACAGCCCCGCUGAACCCAGCAAAUCCAUUACUGUUUGGUGCUCGAACGAUUAUCUAGGAAUGUCACGCCACCCGAAAGUCACAGAGGCUGUCAGGAGAGCCCUCGAGAAACAUGGAGCCGGCGCCGGAGGGACCCGGAACAUCUCUGGAAACUCCCUGAUGCACGAAAACCUCGAAUCGGACUUGGCCAAGCUCCAUCGGAAAGAGGCCGCGCUGCUGUUCACGUCGUGCUUCGUCGCAAACGAUACCACCUUGUUCACGCUGGGGAAACUCAUACCAGAUGUUCAUAUAUUCUCCGAUGCCGGCAAUCACGCGUCCAUGAUUCAUGGCAUCAGAAACUGUGGUGCGCCCAAGCACAUAUUUCGCCAUAACGACGUCGAGCAUUUGCGUGAGCUACUCCAGCAGGUUCCCAAAUCCACGCCCAAAAUUGUUGCGUUUGAAAGUGUACAUUCGAUGACGGGUGAUAUAUCGCCAAUGGAACAAAUCUGCGACGUCGCUCACGACUUCGGAGCGAUUACAUUCGUUGACGAAGUUCAUGCCGUGGGCUUGUACGGUCAGUACGGCGCCGGCAUCGGUGAGCAAAGGAGCAUACUGCACAAGAUGGACGUAGUUUCUGGGACGUUGGGUAAAGCCUUCGGGAACAUCGGGGGUUACGUCGCGUCGACGGCGAACUUCGUCGAUUUUAUUCGGUCUUAUGGGGCUGGAUUUAUAUUUACAACUUCGCUCCCUCCAACGGUUUUGUGUGGCGCGAGAGCUUCCAUCGCAGUGCUGGCUUCGGACGAAGGUCGGGCGCUCCGGGCCCGCCAUCAGCAAAUUGUUCGAUACUGCCGCUCGAGGUUGAGAACAGCCGGACUUCCUGCGCUCGAUUCUGAGUCGCAUAUAAUUCCCGUCCAUGUUGGAGACCCUGAGAAAUGCACGCGAAUCAGCAACGAACUCAUGAGAUUAGGACACUACGUUCAAGCAAUUAAUUACCCGACGGUCGCUCGUGGUGAGGAGCGACUUCGUUUGGCCCCGACGCCUUUCCACACCGAAUCGAUGGUCGACCGUUUUGUUGGCGAUUUGGGACGGGCUUGGAACCUAGCUGCUCUGGAGGCUUCGUAUAGUACGGCCGCCGAGAAAUGCCAAUAA